Molecule: messenger RNA, 1294 nt
Organism: Lotus japonicus
Lineage: Eukaryota; Viridiplantae; Streptophyta; Magnoliopsida; Fabales; Fabaceae
Product: protein FLUORESCENT IN BLUE LIGHT, chloroplastic
Exons: 5
Coding region: 75-977 (300 amino acids)
Biological process (GO): chlorophyll biosynthetic process
Molecular function (GO): protein binding
Source: RefSeq, a predicted model, not a curated record
CAGCGACAGCACACAAAACAAAACAGGGAUUGCAGCUAUCUAUCCCAACGUUUAUCCUCUCAGCUUCUCUGUAGAUGAUAGCAAUGGCGGUUCUGGUUCGUUGCUCCUGCUUCCUCUCUCGUCCUCACUUCCCUCAACCUCAAUUCUCCGCCAACAACACCAUGCUCCACCUUCCCGGAAAACUGGCUUGUCUUUCUUUCAAAGCUGACAACUUUGUGCCAAUCUUUAAAGAUACUUCUGAUGGGUCUUCUAAAAUUCCAAGUAUGCUGCACUGCUCAAAGUGUAAGGAAGAUAUACACCAAAAGUUUCCGUCAUUAACAUUUCUUGCAAGCAAUAUUUUGAUGUUCACCAUGCCUUCUAAAGCUUUGGCCGAAACAUGUGAGGCGGCUGAUAACUCUUUUUUCAAUAUGCCUAUACUGCUUGCAGUAGCCCUUAUUGGAGCCACAGUAGGAGGGUUGGUUGCUCGACAAAGGAAAGGAGAGUUACAGCGGGUAAAUGAGCAACUGCUCCAGAUCAAUACAGCUUUAAGGAAGCAAGCCAAAAUUGAGUCCUAUGCCCCUAGCUUGAGUUAUGCUCCAAUUGGUGCUAGGAUACCUGAUAAUGAAAUCAUUGUUGACCCAAAGAAGCAGGAGCUAAUUUCUAAGUUGAAAAGUGGAAAGAACUUUCUAAGGAAUCAACAGCUAGAUAAAGCAUUCACGGAGUUUAAGAUUGCGCUUGAGCUUGCGCAGAAUCUGAAGGAUCCUAUUGAGGAGAAAAAAGCUGCUAGAGGGCUAGGGGCCUCACUACAAAGACAGGGAAAGUACCGAGAUGCUAUUAAAUACCAUUCCAUGGUUUUGGCCAUCUCUGGAAGGGAAGGAGAGGACUCUGGAAACUCAGAAGCUUUUGGGGCAAUUGCUGAUUGUUACACUGAGCUUGGAGACCUUGAGAAAGCAGGGGAAUACUAUGACAAGUAUAUUGCAAUGCUGGAAAAGGACUAAUCCUGAAUGUACAACAUUUUUAGAAAGAAGUAAUCGGUUAGAACUACUAGAGUUUGCUCAUAGCUUGUCAUAAUCGGUUUCAUGCGGAUUCCUCCCCCCCCAUUUCAUUUUUUGAGUUAACUAUCUAUUUAUAUUAAGCUAUUAUUGUGAUUGUAGAGUUGAUAUUACACCUCCUUUAAGGGAGAGGUUAAAAUUGAAGGAUGGAGAUAGUUCUAUCUUCAGUCCCUAGUUUGCUGAGAGGGGUAUUACUGAAAGAUAUCACCUAUUUUACUUUAGCUGCUGAAUGAUUUUAAUCGCAUCCAUGGUUCCAAACGUUA